Asterias rubens (European starfish) is the source of this 8283-nucleotide messenger RNA. RefSeq names its product Fanconi anemia group M protein homolog. Gene Ontology annotation, biological process: replication fork reversal; interstrand cross-link repair; double-strand break repair via synthesis-dependent strand annealing. The record is from RefSeq and is a predicted model, not a curated record. The coding region runs from base 168 to 7790 and encodes 2540 amino acids. Gene Ontology annotation, molecular function: 3'-5' DNA helicase activity; four-way junction helicase activity; ATP binding. NCBI's taxonomy places the organism in Eukaryota, Metazoa, Echinodermata, Asteroidea, Forcipulatida, Asteriidae. The transcript has 26 exons.
UUUACAAAAUAAGAACUGUCGCCAAAAAUAGCACCAGAAAAACUAGUGGUUAAAUUCAUUUUACUUGUUUGUCAGUCAUGAUUUGAAAGUCGGAUCUUUCUCAGACGUGUACAGUUUUAGGGUCAUCACCAGUCAACUCGAUGGAUGUUGAAAUAAGACAUUAAGAGAUGAAGAAGAGUCAGCAAACACUAUUGCAUCACUUCACGUCAAGAGCAACCACAUCCACAUCUCAAAAUGACGAUGUUGCUCAAGCCAGAAAUCAGCCCCAGGUCAACCUGGAUGACCUCGACAACCAGAUUUUUGAUGACGAUAUGUUCCUGGCAGCCUGCCAAGACUGGGAGGAACAAACGCUUGCAGAUCCUCGCAAUGAGGGCAGUGUUGACAGAACAGGUCAGGGGUCAAGAGUUUCCCUGGAACAGUCCUCCAGACCAGCGGGUCAUCAACAGCCUGUCAUUCCUCAGGCAACUCAGUUGGAAGACCUUCCCGGGUUCGAUGUGUCAGCUGGUAAUAUCUGGAUCUACCCGACGAACUACCCAGUGAGAGAGUAUCAAUUCAACAUCGUACAGCGGGCUCUGUUCAGGAACACCAUGGUGACUCUACCAACAGGAUUGGGCAAGACCUUUGUGGCAGCGGUCGUCAUGUAUAACUUUUAUCGCUGGUACCCUGAAGGGAAGGUAAUCUUCAUGGCACCGACUAAACCUCUGGUGGCCCAGCAGAUCGAGGCAUGCUACAACGUGAUGGGCAUACCCCAAACAGACAUGGCAGAAAUGACAGGUAACAUGCCCCCAGUGGAACGAAAGAAGGCGUGGCAAAGAUGUCGCGUUUUCUUCCUGACCCCGCAAGUCCUGAUGAAUGACCUGAGCAGAAGGGCGUGUCCAACUCAGCAGGUUAAAUGCCUAGUCGUCGAUGAAGCACAUAAGGCAUUGGGUAACCACGCAUACUGCCAGGUCAUACGGGAAUUGUAUAAAUACUCAUCUGAGUUUCGAGUAUUGGCUCUCAGUGCUACACCAGGAAGUGAUUUGAAGGCCGUCCAACAAGUUCUGACCAACCUUCUCAUCUCUCAUAUUGAGAUUCGUUCUGAGGAGUCCAUCGAUAUUCAACGCUACGUCCAUGAGCGCAAAGUGGAGAAAGUUGUGGUCCCUCUGGAUGAUCUCAUGAAAUCGUUCCGAGAUCGAUACUUGAAGAUAUUGAGUGUGUAUAUCGGGCGGCUCAAUCGCUGUGGUGCCCUCUACAAUCAAGACCCAGCAACGUUGACCAAGUUCCAGAUCCUCAAAUCAAGAGAAGCCUUCCGCCAAGACCCGCCUUCCCAUGUCAAGGCCACUGGUGCCAUUGAGGGAGACUAUGCCCUCUCCAUCAGCCUCUACCAUGGCUUUGAGUUACUGCUCCAGCACGGACUCCGCUCUUUGUACAACUUCCUCCAGAGCACCAUCGAUGGAGCCAAGGGCUUCUCCAGGACCAGACAAGAGCUGAUGAGGAACAUGGAAUUCACCAGUUUAAUGGAUUCAUUGAAGGAGAAAUUUGGAGCAGAGGAGGAGGAGGAUUUGAACAGAAGUAGAAUGUUCUCGGCACCAGGAGUGAAAGAAUCCAAACCCUAUGUGACUAGCCACCCAAAGAUGGCCAAACUACAGGAGGUUGUCCUACAACACUUCAGAAGUCUUAACACAGUUUCAGUAGAGACUGACAACCCGUCAACAAGUAAACAACAACAACAACCGACAGCCAAGAGUACGCGAGUGAUGAUCUUUGCCCAGUACCGAGACAGUGUGAAUGAGAUAGCGGAGAUGUUGAACAGGCAUCGACCGCUGCUGCGCUGCAUGGGGUUUGUUGGGCAGGCGUCGUCUGGCAAGAAUAGCAAGGGUAUCUCACAGAAAGAACAACUCAGGGUGGUGAAGGAGUUCCGAGAGGGCGGUUACAACACUCUAGUCUCUACCUGUGUUGGUGAAGAGGGUCUGGACAUUGGGGACGUUGACUUGAUUGUGUGCUACGACGCUCACAAGAGUCCCAUCAGGCUGGUCCAGAGGAUGGGACGGACUGGAAGGAAGAGGCAGGGUCGGAUUGUCAUGCUGGUCACCGAGGGCAAGGAGGCGGCUGUUUACGACAGAAGCCAGUACAACAAGAAGGGCAUUCACAAGGCACUGCAGGGCAAUGCCAAAUCGCUCCAACUGUACCCCAACAGCCCCCGUAUGGUGCCCAGGGGUAUCGACCCUCAACCCCAUAAGAUGUUCAUCUCCGUUCAGGCGUAUGUUAAUAAGAAAGAAAGCAAGAGAUCGUCCUCCUCUGCUUCAAGGAAGAGCUGUGCUCCUGGAAGUGAUACACUUGUCUUGAAAGCUAAAAGUGACAAGAAAAGCAGCGAGUUUUUGAGUGCAGAGGAGCUAGCUUACUGGAGUGCCAACUUCAAACUAGACCCAGCUGAGAAUGCAAGUCUUCCAGCCAUGGCUGACAAUGGAAACUUUCUAACAUUAGCGACCAAGAAAAAAAGACAGCCUUCAAAAAGAAAAAGCAGUCGUUCCGAACUGUCCUUGACAGAGUGGUCGCCAUGGCAAAUGCACAAGCAGCCAAUCAGAUUUGUACAACAUUCCCAACGCUGCAACCAGUUCGUCGAACUCAUGGAGUUCAUUGACCUUCAGAAUCUCACAGAAGGUGAAGAUAUCUACGGAUUGGAGAUGCAAACCUACCUGGACGAGGAAGACAUCAUCAAGCCUAAAAGACGAGGAAUUGAGCAAUUUUGCACAAGAGUCAGUAAAGACGCUGCUGCGGAAAAUGCAAGAAGUGAUAAUGUGGGACCUGACGAUGAAGGGUCUGUGAGCAAGAAGAGUGGUCAAAAGAAAUCAAAGAAGAAAAACAAGCCUCUUGAGUUCGUGUCUAGUCCUUCAAACAGUGAUAAUGACAACCUUCCAGAUGUCUUCAUGGAGGCCAAUCUAGGAACUCUAACAGAGAAACAUGGGACAGUGUCAGACCCAGCCAACCAAAUCACAUCCAAAACAACCAAACACAGAAAACAUAAACAAAAGUUGGAACAUCUCAAGACCAAGCUGGACAGCUCUGACGAUGAUGACUUUGAAGUAGCAGACAACAAGCAAGAGAAGUCUCCUGGAGCUGCGACUUCAGGAGAUAAGAUGGCACAUCUUGAGGUAGUUGGUGACAAAGUCCAGGCAUCAGAAGAUGAAAUUAAGGUUUUUAAGAAACCCAGAUCACCAGAGUAUGAAACACCCGAACCGAUGGAUAUUGAUCGCGACACUCCUCCAACGUCGCCAACAUUUGGAAAGGUCUCCCAGUCGACUCAAGCAGCACUUUCAAGUAGCCAAUUCACCAAAACAGAUAAAAAUCUGUCGAUAAUGUUUCUCAGCUUUCCAGAUGAUUUAGAUUCGACUCCCGAAGAUGAUCGUAAUGUCAGCUCUGGAAUCAGGCUUAGGCCUGGUGGGAAAUCCUCUAUCCCUCCACCACCACCUUCCCUAUCUUCUCUUGACCUUCUAGAUGACAUCGAUAUCAGCGUCAACAUCACCCAGCAUUUUAAAAACUUAUCCAACUUCUUCCGCAGUAGUAAAAGACAGGAUGACCAGCCUGAAAUAGCAGCCUCUGUUAAGGAUAUUGUGAACGUUGGAGAUACACAAAUUUCAAAUUCAGAUGGAGCAUCGAACUCAGUUCCACCUAACUGUAAUGAUAGCAAGAGUAAACAUUCUUCAACUUCUUCUGAUUACCCAAAAAACAAUGAUUGCAGUACUGCCAAGAGAGAUGCAACAGAGGUUCUAGCGGGAAUCAAACCAAAUUUUGAUUUGAACAUGGACUUCACAAUCUUUUCUGACGAUGACGAAUCGGAAACGAUUGAACAGCCUCAAUCUGACAAAGAAGGCAACACACCAAACGAUAAAAAGAAAAUGUCAGAGCAAAGGAACGAAGUGGAGAACGAGGUUUCUAUGGUCCUCAAUAAUCAGACCGAGAGUAUAAUGAGAACACCCGUAGCAUUUGAUAUUGAGACACCUCAGGUAGAGUCUAUUCUUUUCGAGAUGGAUUCGAGACAUACCCAGAAGACAUUACCCGUCUCCUCUGUACCUUCACCGAGUCCUGGUCGUGCACAGGCUGGAGACGCUAAAACUCUUUCCCAGCAGGGGAUAUCAAACAGACGCUCUUUGCUAGGUGGAAACAAAAGGACCACGGCAGUGUUUUCUGAAACGCCUAAAUCCAGACGGGACUCUGUUCCGAAACAGAGACAUUCAGGACAGCUUAUUAGAGAUAGGCCAGCCUCAACAGGUAUCGGCUCAAAGAGAGAAUUGAAUUUAUUGGAGCCACAAAAAAUGAUUGAACCAGUUGUCUGCGAUGGUAAAGCACAGGUUUUUGAUGAGGAGGAUACCGCCGAGAUUGAGAGAAUGAGAUUGCAGGUCCUGGGUUCAUCCGAGCCUAUGUUCGACCUCGGAUUCGAUCUCGAUAGCUUGGAAGAAGACGAAAUAGAGGAACAUGGUGUUGUUCCACCUUCUCCAGACAUGAAACAGCAGCAGGAGUAUAUUAACCUUAGCCAAGUGGCUACACAGAAGCAACAACCAUGCUCUUCUCAAUCCAGGGGAAUGUCCAGUUUCUGGAUGAGGGCAUCGUCAACUCCUGCACAGAAGACUAAAUUAAGCCUCAGUUCAAUAUCUUGUAAUGAAAUAGUGUCACCCAUUGCCCAGUACAAGCAAGAAAAGUGCAAUCAUGUCCCUGAGAAAGGUUUGACGGUCCUCUCGGUGCCACAAACUGAAAUCUUUGCCGGUGAAAAAACUUCUUCCUUUAUCGAAGAAAUUCCACAGAGCCUACACAAGCAAGUAGAACUUUCUCAAACUCAGGACUGUAGAAAGAAGUGCCAAUCGGGGAGGGAUAAUAGCCCAGCGUCAAAAAACUUGUCCAGACUGAAAGAGCGGCCGAUCAUCGGGAAGAGGAAAAGCUCGGAACCGAUUUCCGCAUUUUCAGACGAGAAUUCGAUUGGCGUCAAGCGCAGGAAGUCUACAUCAGUCGGACUUACCUCUGAGUCUCCAACAGCUCCUGUAGAAACGGAUUUAGUCGUCGUAGCAUUGGGCGCCAAAGAUUUAGAGAUGAUGACUGGAGGUCAAUCCUUGGAGGUUGAGGAGUUUGUCUCGUAUGGUGUUGAUGAUAAAAGAGUAGGGCUGGCUCCUGCACCAAAUGUCCGAACAAUUCUAGCAUCUCCUAGCAAAGUGCUGUCUGAUUCUCCUGAUGAAGAGGAUGCUUUCAGCCAAGUUGUCCAACACAAGAAACGUCGUAAAGCUGUAGUACUGGAAUCUCCUGAACAACCAGCAUUUAAGACACCAAGUAAACCCAGCAAGAGUUCCCACAAGACGAACAGGAACAUUCAGACUGUGACAAGCAGCAGUGAGGAUGACUUAUUAGAAUCUCCCUUAAUCAGACGACCCAAGAAACGCAGACAGCUCAAUAAAAUGAUGAUCGGCAUUGAUGAAGAUGAUGAAGACUUCGAAGGCCAUGAUUCCAGGAAGAAAUCUGUUUCGGAGGUCAAAAAGAAAUCUUGCCCUGACAAGAGGCGGAACCUUCAGAUUGAUGCUCAGCCUGUCAACACCAAACAGAAAAAGACUAAGAAGCCAAGACGUGUUCCGAGUGAGGCAAGGGGCUUCUUGGCGGAGGAAGUGGAGGUUUCUGCCGAUGAGGAUUGUUCAUCCGAUGAAGAUGGGAGUGACCUGGAUAACUCGUUGGAAGGAUUCAUCAAUAAUGCAACCCAGGCCUCGCAAACCUCGCAGUCUGUCAUGGAACACAGUGAUAUGCAUGCUGUGUAUAUGCAAUCAGUCCGCACUCCACACACAGGACAAAUACAUCCAGCUCAGAACAGAUUCAAGAUGGUCCACCGUGACGCUGUCGAGGAUGACCUGGACAUCUUCUCCCAGGUUCCUGUCCAAGAUGAGAGCUACUAUGAAAACAGCUUCGUCGUCCGGGAAGGUGAGGAGGACGAUUUUGAGGAGAUCGUGAGGAAGGCUCGGAGGGAGGACGAUGAGGAUGGAAGUCUGUUUGAGAACACCAUCAAUCUGGAUAACAUUCUCGUAUCCAAGCGGAGAGGGCGGCAGAAGGGAUUGAGCAAGGCAGCGCAGAUCCUGAAGGAAGGACGGAGGAAGGUUCUCAAGACAUCCUCAUCAUCGACCAGCACUGAGGAGACUGACGGAGAAUCAAGACGCCACGAUCAGAGGAAACCACCUGCAGGGAUGAGGAAGGACUUUGUGAGAGUACCGACUCGUCCUCAGACAAGCCAAAAUAGAAAUUCAGGUUUAUCAACACAGAAUACUACUGGUAACAGUGACAAACAAGCAUCUGUACACAGUGCCAAACAUUCAGUUACUGAUCACACCCAAAUAUUGAAAAAUAGACUCCAUAAAACAUCAACAACUCAAAUAAACGUUCAAAACAAGAUGACGAAAGACACAAGCAAGGACUCUCAGAGACAGGCUGGAGACUCUCCUACAAAAAAUCAACCAUAUAGUCAGGGAAACAUAAGCACAAGCCAAGGCUCUGUCAUCAGGCAGUUUAUAGAAGGAGAUCGAACAACAGUCAACUCUUGCCUGAGCGAUUUUACAAAUGGCAAACAAUCCACACAGCAGCAAAGUCCCGUCAAAUCAAACAGCGUGCCCCUCCGCAUCGGCAACGAUUGUCUUACACUGGCUGAGAAAGAAAAAGCCGAAAGAUUGAAGAGGCAAGAGGAGAAGAAAAGAGAAUUCUUGCGUCGGAUGGAGGAGCAGAAGAAACAGGAGCUGCUGCGGAUCUCAAAGGAAUCCAAUCAGCAGGUGCAGCAUCUGAAUCAGCCCAAACCACUCCAUGGUAGUUCAUCAAAUAAUGCAGGGCUUGGCAACGGUCAAACCCAACUGCCUGAAUCACAAUACCCGGCUGAAAGAUUUUCAAGAACCGGAGCUCCUCGUACCUCAGUUUGUCAAUCUACUCCACAGUACUCGGGGAUACCGAAGGUUGAUGUGAUUGGGGGUGGAUCUAAAGCAGUAGCGCUGCAGAACACCACAAUGAAAUCACCUGUGAAAGCUCAGCCCAAGAGCCUUCCUCUCUCGCCGAGCUCUGUUCAAAUGACUAGCAGGACAACACUGGCAGGGUCUCAAGGUGAGAUGAAUCGAGGCAAGCCAGUGAUUCUUGUAGACUCCAAGGAACUGUCCAGCUCCUCCCACAUUGUGUCCACCCUGGCUCUAAGACACAACCUCAACCCCAUUGUCAGCCAGCUCAGUGGCUGUGAUUACAUCGUCAGCACUCGCAUGGGCGUAGAAAAGAGAUCCAUGUCGGAUUUUGGGAGUAGUGUCAACAAGAACAAGCUGAUCGAUCGAGUCCGACAUCUAUGUGAGCUUUUUGACAGGCCUUGUCUCAUCUUAGAGAAAGAUCGAGUCAAGGUUUCGGAUGCCAAGAACCCCAAACCAAUGAAUCGAACCAAGUACCUUGACAGUACCUUAGCAACUCUUAGUAUGACCCACAUUAAAGUGUUGUACUCGGAUUCAUUGGAGGAUACAGCAAGGAUCCUAGCUGAGUUAGUACGUAUGGAGACAAGGAAAGGAUCUGCACUGUCUCCUCCACCCUUAAUGGACUCCGUGCAAGAACAGGUAUUUAAGUUCUACGUGUCAUUGCCCAGGGUGAGCUACGCUACUGCACAGUCAAUGAUGAUAGCAUUUCCAAGUAUCCGACAACUUAUUAACUGCUCACAGGAACAGCUGCAGCACAGAGCUAAGAUUUCUCAAGCCAGAGCCAAGGAGAUACUAAGCUUCUUACAUCACAGGUUUGAUGAGCAGAUGACAUGCUUAGGGUCCAAGAGGUGACUUGGGCAUCAGUCCCCAGCUGUAGCUGCCCACCUUAUCCGUGCCACUCUUGUGACAGUUUUCAUGCGUCAAGCGUGACUAUUAUGUUCCCCGAGUGCACUAGCAGGGGCCUAAUCAUGAAUACUGAUUUUUGGGAACGCGGUAAGGAGAGGGUCAAGUUAUUGGCUCCAACCCACGAGUCUCAUUGAUUCGAACCCCAGCUAGCCAUUAUAGCUCAGCCUGUGGGUUUUGUGUACAGGUACAUGUCUUGGACACGCUGAGUGUUUAGCCAACUCUAAUCUUUCCACUGCUAUAUUGCAAUGGAAAGAAGUCAUGGGGAAUAUAUGCCCCUUAUAAGUUUGUGGUGAGCAUACAUGCUUUCAAACUUGACCAUCGUUUUUCUACCUCAUUUGAUAGGGUGCCUAAAAAGUCACUUUUGGAAAGUCGGUUUAAAAAUUGUAUUUGCUAGGUGUUUUUCUUAACAAGACAGUGGACACUAUUGGUAAUUGUCAAA